Messenger RNA from Oncorhynchus tshawytscha (Chinook salmon), 1669 nucleotides. It is a transcript of the gene pdcb, whose product is annotated as phosducin b. NCBI's taxonomy places the organism in Eukaryota, Metazoa, Chordata, Actinopteri, Salmoniformes, Salmonidae. The record is from RefSeq and is a predicted model, not a curated record. The transcript is spliced from 4 exons. The coding region runs from base 248 to 973 and encodes 241 amino acids. Gene Ontology annotation, biological process: regulation of G protein-coupled receptor signaling pathway.
ACUCAUUUUUAUGUGGUUGGUAAUUAGAUUAUUUUUACUUUCUACUAUUUUGUAUUGUGUUGGAGUUUUUUCCCUCGGGAGAUGAGGUGGAGGAAAACAGACAGACAGUGUUGGAGCUCAAAUGAAGGAAACUCAUGUGCUUAUAUAUGAUUUUUAUUUGGGCGGCACUUGGAUUUUUUGAGUUUGUUUUUAUUUUGUAUAUUUUGGGGGGGUUUCGACCCAGGAGAUGAGCUAACUCUCAAACAUAAUGUCUGGAAACGUCGAUGAAGAGGAGGCCAACGUCACCCACACAGGCCCAAAGGGAGUGAUCAAUGACUGGAGGAGGUUUAAGCUUGAGAGCAUGGACCAGGAGUCCCUGCCCCCCCAGAAGAGAGAGCUGCUCAGGCAGAUGUCCUCCCCACACAGGCCCAAAGACGACGGCAGGGGAAGCCUGAACCGCAAGAUGAGUGUACAGGAGUAUGAGCUGAUUAAGGAGGAUGACGAGAAGUGCAUGAAGAAGUACCGCAAGCAGUGCAUGCAGGAGAUGCACGAGCGCCUCAGCUUCGGUCCCAAGUUCGAGGGCGUGUACGAGCUGGAAAGCGGCGAGGCAUUUCUGGAGGUCAUUGAGAAGGAGCACCGGCUCACCGUGGUGGUGGUGCACAUCUACAAGGAGGGGAUCAAAGGUUGCGAUGCGCUCAACUCCUGCCUGGACUGCCUGGCCACUGAGUACACUAGCGUCAAGUUUUGCAGGAUCGACGCCGGGGUGACUGGUGCGGGGGAGCGCUUCACUGAUGACGUCCUGCCCACCAUGCUGGUGUAUAAGGCUGGCGAGCUGCUGGGGAACUUCCUGGCCACCAACCAGCACUUCAACGAGGAGUUCUUCGCCACCGACGUGGAGGCUUUCCUCAACGGCUACGGCCUGCUGCCGGAGAAAGAUUUAGUCGUUGGGGGAGAGGAGGAGGAGGCAGCCGUGGAUGUGGAGGCAGUGGAGUGAAGGGGUUGUGGAAGAGAGGUGUGUGGAGGAGGAGAUGGAGGACAGGGGUUUAUGGUGGGGUGGAGUGAAGGGGUUGUGGAAGAGAGGUGUGUGGAGGAGGAGAUGGAGGACAGGGGUUUAUGGUGGGGUGGAGUGAUAAAGGGUUGGUGGGGUUGAAGGAGGGAAGUGUGUGGAGGAGGAUAUGGUUUUGUGAUGGAUUGAUGCUUGUUUUGUGUAACAGAGUAGCAGACGCACACAGACUGGGUUGACUGCACUAGAGGGGCCUGAGCGUACUGUAGAAGGAGUCCAUUCCCUAAAUAAGGGAUCAUUUGAAUGUUCAUCCAGGGAAGAAACCUCAGCAGCCUGAGUACCUGAUGUCGAUUAGGGUUUGCAUUCCUACUAGAAAAGGACCGUUCCAGUUAACUUAUUGUUGGGAGCCAAAGUUGAUCUAUUAUUAGGCUACAUGUAUGAAAGGGGGAAAACAUGAUAUCACAUAUUGGGCCGAUUCUGAUUAGGAUUACUCUGGGUCCAGGACACCAGCCUAUGGUGUUUCUGGGUAAUAUUUAAUAUAUUAUAUAUAUGUUAUAUUUUCAAGUCUUUAGAAUGAUCUUUUUUUCAAGGUUAAAUUACAUAUUUAUUUUAGGUAUUUACAAACGCUGUAAGAUUCUAUAAUAUUUAAUAAAACAAAACAUGAAUAACAUGAAAAAACAUAACAAA